ACAUUCCGGGCGGUAAUUCUCAACGUACGUUACUGUCCGCAGUUCUUCUGUAAUGUGUAGUUCCGUCUUUAAUUCAACCUUGCAGAUAUGUUUGCACAAUGAGUGCACUCAACAUAAAUGUAUUUGACAAUAUGUCGUCUUCCCAGUUGUUAUUGUAGAAAACAGCGUGUAGCAAUCGGAUAUUUUUUUUUCAGUGUUUCUCCACUCAGUUUCUGAACCUGUGGGUAUAUUUUAGGUGUACGGUUACAUUUUAAUAUCAUUACGUCUGUCGUUAAUUUAAUUAUGACUUAAAACUAAGUGCGCGAAUCCGUCUGUUGAUCUAUUAUGAGUUCGUAUGUGUAGUGCGAAGUUUUACUAGUUUUGUGGAUGGAUAAUGAAAACCACUGGGUAGUCUCAAAGUGUAUUAGUUUCAAAAUGAUUGUUAGUGUGGAUGGUCCUACAUUGUCAUCAAUCAGUCGUUGACAAUGUUUGUGACCUUGUCAAUUUAUUUGUUGGUGGACAGGUUGUUCAUUUCCAUAAUUUAUCAAAUAUUUUAUUUAGAAAUAUUCGCGAUUUCUUGGAAUAAUCACAAUCAAUCAAUAGGCUAGCUAUUUUAUUUUGUGAGAUCUGUUUUUCUGAAAUUUAAGUAUCGUUGCGGAUCGCUCGAGACUUUAUUACAAUGCGUUUACCGUUGCUUUCAAAUUUUAAAGGUUUUAUUAUUUGUCACUUAUACUCCAUUCUACAUUUCAGAAUCCAAACGAUGUAUUUAUUUUGAUUACUGAUUAGUUUGAAGGGAUUUCUCAAAAUGUCGGCUUCUAUUGAUCAAAUAUUUCACACUGGCUUGCUAGAUUUACCUUGCCAUCGUUUGCUUGAAGUACAGUGUCUAAAGUUGAGAAAACCUCUCGUCUGCUUAAGUCCAGUUGCGAAAAUGCACAUUGUUAAUUAUACUUUAAAUAUAGUGAAAAGUCUUUGUGAUGCUACUGCUCCUAGUUGUAUUGGUGAUAUUAUACAAUGCAUAGAUUACUGUUUUCCGGAGAAACUUAAACCUUCUCCUCAAUUUCUGGAUGAGGUUCAAUCUCAGGUUGAGAAAGGGAAAAGAAAAACAUUGUAUAUUUCUGCUGAUAAAGUUUUUUCCUGCUUCAAGUUGGUGUUCCCACGCAUGGAAUCAAAUGUGUCCUUGUUCCUGACACAUCUGAUGGAACAUAUUAUGGCACAAAUCGUUCAGUGGGUUGUAAAUUACGAGUCGAAAAUUCAGUCAGGAUAUAUUGAGGCUACAGAUGUUCAUCAUAUCUUCAGUUUAUUUGGAGCACCAAAACUAUCAAAAUCACCAGUUUGUUAUUCCCUCCCGUUCCUACCUAGAAAGUCUUCAGAUUAUAAAGAUUAUGCAAAAGAAAUUCAAUAUUUAUUGCGAUUCAGUGUCCAGCACCUUGGAAUAAUUGUACGCAUUUUUGGUGACUCACUUAUGGAAGAGUUAUCGCAUAUCCGCAUUGUUACAGAGUCACUUCUUACUGAAUCUGAAGAUACCCGUAAUAUUAACCUGACUGCUCGACGUUUACUAGGUGCUAUUAAAUCUGCUCAGAUUGUUUUUGAUCGUGCUUCAGAAGUGCAUAGUCAUGUAACUGUGCUAAGUGAGUGUAUCGACGAUGCUUUUGAGGACCAAACUCGUCUCAUCGGUUCAUGUUUGAUAGAAGCUGCAGAAGACGGAACAUUGUACAACUUUGCUCACUACGCGGAUACACUUUUAAGUAAUGAUUGUCGUGAGUGGAUAAGUAUUUUAGCUCAAACACCUUGUAUUAUGCGGACACUUGCAAAUGAAUUUCAGAAGAUCCUACAAGUCACUCUUAGCAAUGCAUCUAGUCGUCGCCAAGCUGAGAUAAAAUUACGUUUUUCUGAUCCACAUUCAUGUCAAUUAUGUACCACAAGUUUUGGUUAUGAUCCAAUUGGCCUGACAUCUUCCGGACCAUCUUCAGGUUCAUGUUGUGUUUUAACCCAUCACUCUGACAGUCCACAAUCUUACUGGUCGAAUAUGUUAUCUGGACACACUAACUAUAGUGGUACAAGUACAAGUGUUAGCAGUGCAAGUGGUUCAGUUGACCGUGUUACUACUAUGCCUGUACCUUUCAGUCCUAUUUUUACAAGCCAUGGAUUUAAUCAUUCUUCAUCUUUCACAUCAUUUACAAAUCCACGACAACCUAAGGCAACAGAUCAUUUUCUGUAUAGUAAUAUGAAACAUAUAUCUGGUCAAAGAUCAGUUAGCAAUUCGCCAUCAUCUCUUCAACCAUUUCACAAAUCUAUACUGGAAUCUACAAAUCAAGACAUCAAUCACGAUCAAACUACGGAAGUAACUGGUUUAUCAACAUCAUCUUCAUCAUCUGCAGUCAAUGAUGACAGCAUAAAAACUAAUCCUGAUAAUGAGUCAUCUAGUGUGCAUGAAAAAGGUUUCUCAGAUGAUACUGAUAACUGUUCUUCAGAACCUGGCUCAUUCAAAGAAAAUCAAGCACAAUUAAUGGAACUUUUUAAUUUUAGUAGUGACAUGACUAGCAUCUUACCAACUUGUAAUCAUAUGGUAAUCGCUUUUCGUUAUCUUCUACCUCAACUUCUGCUUCUACCAAAUUUCCAAUUGUUGUACCUGGCAGAUCAUAUUGAGGCUCUAUGUACUCAUGCUACUGAAGAAAAUGAACAAUCGACUCUCAAAGAUGUAAUAUCCCUGCUUUCGAAAACCCGGUCCACUGUAUCCAAUGCAUUAUUUAAUCAAGACUGGGUGAAAUCUGUCUCUCCGACGUUAGCUUUCUUCUUGAAAACUCCUUUCUGUUCUAAUCUCUAUCCAGCUGAAGGUAGAAGUAAAUUGGAAGAAUUGAUUUCUUCAGUUCGUCGCAUGCAACAUUCUUCUGAACUUCCACUUGUUAUGUCCGAGUUUCUGAUGGAUGGCCCAGUGCAAGUAAGAGUUGAUCACGGUCGUCCAAAGAAAUCUGAACGAAUUGCUUACCUGUUUAGUAAUUGGCUUCUAUUGUGUAAAAAGCAAAAACGUGUACUAAGUAACGUUGUGUCAUCGUCGUCAUCAUCCAAUGCAAACUAUGUGUUAAAAGUGAAAAAACGCAUUUGCCUAGAACAGUUCCAUAUAAUCGAUGUAGCUUCAGAGUUCAGUGACAAUAAUGGUAUGUUAUUUCUCUUUGACUUGGAAUGUUGGGAAGCUCCUAAAUUGUCAUCUAUCAUGUCUAAUGUACAAACGAACACAACUAGUUCGUUUAAUGCCAAUACACUCUCGUCUUGUAGUUCUUCUGUUAUACAAGCAGAAACACAGUCUAUACUUUCUGGUUCAUCCAAUCAUCAUUAUCAACCUCAAAUUGGCAGUGUACUUUCUGUUUCUACACUUACAAGUACUAACACAUUGAUUGAUCAUACCAUUGACUUAAAUAACAUUGGAAAUAAUAAUAGUAAUAAUGAAAAUGACAAAUCAUUAAUUCUACCAACCGCUGGUGAUGCAGUGGAAGCUUCAAACAAUGCUUUAUUGGAGGUGAUCUCAUCUUAUCCAAAACAGCGUUUCACAUUUAUUUUCUAUAAUAAAGAAGAUAAAGCCAAUUGGAUAUCAGCUUUAGUGUAUCUUCAUUUAGCUAGACUGUUUAAACGAUAUCUCACGUCCCUCCCUCGUCAAGAUCUUCCUUUGAUUUUACCAUCUCCUUCAGUUUACCGAUAUUCUGUUCCCGACUCUCCAUCUAAUAUUAUAUUUGAAUCUUCUCAAACAGAUGGUAGUGCAGGGAUUCCUGUUAUUCGUGCUGCUACAAUUUUGAAACUUAUUGAACGAAUGACAUAUCAUGAAUAUUUUGACAAUAAAACGUUGAAUGCAUUUCUUUUGACAUACCGACGUUAUAUUUCUUCGUUGGAGUUGUUGGAUUUAUUAAUUGAGCGAUUUAAUAUACCAAAUCCAGAUUUUACUGAGGCUGCUAAUGAAACAUUCAAUUCAAUAAAAGAACGUGAUGGUUUACUUACUGUUGCUUUACGUUUAGAACAACGUUUCCGUUCAGUGUAUAAACGGCGUGUACAAUACAGGGUUUUAAAUUUCAUUAUUAAAUGGGUGAAAAAUUCUUCUUACUAUAAACUUGACAUAUUACCAGACACUGUAUUACGCAGUAGGUUGUGGGAUUUCCUAGACACUGUACAUGCUCGUAAUUUAUCUGACAAUGUGACAAAUAUUCGUAAAUCUCUUCUUGGUGAUAGAAUAAGAUUAAUCCAGACAAUUGAACAACUGCCACCUGAACAACUUGAUUUCGGUUUGGUUACAUCAUCGGAUGACGUGAAAUUAACCACAGUUCAUCCGUUAGAAUUCGCACGUCAAGUAACACUUUAUGAAUGGGAGUUAUAUUCGCGCAUUGAAUUUUGGGAAGUCACUGGUAAGGAAAAAAUCAAAUCUCCCAAUUUCGAAUUAUCACUCCAGUUUUCCAAUAAGUUUAAAUGUUGGUUAGUUAGUUCGAUAAUAUCAGCUGAACAUUUAGAAGACAGAAUGGUUAUUAUGCAACGUGUUGCUGAUCUGUUAGUUUACUUCGAUAGUUUGAAUAAUUUACAAGGUGUUCAAGAAGCCAAAGCUGCUUUAUUGAGUUCUCCCGUAUUUCGACUAAGUGAAACCUACGAUGCUUUAAUCUCCAAAUCAAAAUGUCAUUAUCGUAACUUUUUUGAAUCAUUGCGUCAGUUCGUUCAUGAUGAUAGCGCAAACGUUUAUUUUACCGAUUAUCAAGAGAAAUUGCAUCGAAUUCAUCCACCCGGUCUCCCGUUUAUUGCAGUCGGGGAUAAAACACAACUGAUACAUUUAGAAUUGAAGCAUCCUGAUUGGGUAAAUGCUUCUACAUUGCCAUUUUCAACUGUACCAGAUACACAGAAUUCGAGUAGUGGUUGUUUGGUUAACUUUUGGAAGUGUCGUCAAUUAGCUGAACUUGUUGAAUAUUAUUUGUCUUUUCAACAAACUCCGUAUAAUUUCUCCAUAAAUAAGUCUAUCCGCGGUUUCCUAGAGACAUUAAACCCAUUGAAUACAUGGGGUGUUGAUAAAGAGAAUUUAUUUGACGAUAUUAUGUAUGAAAAAUCUUUGAAAAUUCAGCCUAAGCAAUCUGAUUCAUUUUGUACAGUAUCCCGUGAACGUAAUCUAAAGCCUGUAGAAAUAAAAAUCGCAGCUGCAUUAAAUCUUGUUCAACCGGAUCCCAAGUUAACUGCUGAAUCUCGGGAGUUUCGUAGUCUUCUUCAGAUGAUUUCUACUGUUACAAACCGUUCAUCAACCCUAACUUCAACAUCCGAGAAUCAAUUUGUGAAAGAGUUUUCUAAUAUACCUGAUAAAGCUGUUGAGCAGACAAGUGAUAAGUCAAAUACAGUUGCAUCCUUAACAUUAAAUGACCCUUUGUCAUCUCUCCGAAAUUCUAAUGAUAACUCAUCUCUAAUGUCUGAUACUGACAAACGGUCAAGUCAUUUGAAGCCCUUUUUAAUGAACACCUGUACUACUACUUCAUCGUCAUCACCUGAAACAUUUCUUCACAAUGAUAGUUCUCAAUUUACAUCAGUCGAUACUCUUCCCGUUAAUGCUUAUGUAAAAGGUGAUAAUGCACAAACUAUGUGCCUUUCUUCCCCACCGGCUCUACCUCCUCGAAUUAGUAGGUCAAUUCAGCGAAAUGCGCAUUCAGAACAGUUUAGCAAUCCAAUCGCAGCAUUUCAAGAAUCCUCUCAUAGUGUGUCUAACUCCACGUUUUCAAACAUCAGAGGUACGUUUAUUAAUAUGAUAAAUGAUCUCUUAUUACAUUGUUCAUGUUUAUGGGAUUUUGCAAAUGCUAAAUUUUCGCUGAGAUUGGGAUUUUAAAAGGGAUAUACACGUGUGUUUAGAAUGAACAGAACUGUGUUUCCUCAUGUGAUUGCAAAAUUUCAUUCAGCAGUCAGACAAAUCUUUAGAUAAAAAAGUGAUUUUUUCUGGUUGUUGGUUUUUAGAAAAGUUCUUUUUUAAGGUGUGGAAUUGCUAACCCCAUGUUCAACAUUCCCUCUUUAUCUGAGUUUGGGACCGGUAGCAACUCAAGAAGGACUCUAUGUGAACGACCUUCAGAUAGUCUGUAAUAAUUUGACAUUUUAUCCUCUAAUAUCGUCAUAUUGAGUUUAAAAGUGAAAGGAAUUCGCAUUUUCUGCAUAAAAUAUCAAAUGUUUAGGUUUUUGUCAUCCUCUUUAAUAACAAAAAGUUAAGGUUUUUAAAAUUUUCAUGGUUUAUGAACUUGUGUGAUAGACACUGUCAAAUGAAAUGUUUAGGUAAACGUUUACAUUAAGUACUUAUUGAUGAAAGCACUUAGUUCUCAUGUGGUAACGACUACUUUUGAUCUAUUUUCUAUCAGUUUUAAGUAUUGUUGAACAAGCUAAUAAAUAAGUUUUUCUACCAUUCUAUUUGUUGCUAAAUGAUCCUAAUUUAUCUUGCUAUUCAUUUUGUUUAGUCAGAAGUAUUGUCUACAAAGGAUUCAUCUUCUCCGAUUAUUUUCAGCGUACCGAUGUCGUCCAAUAUAUAGCGACUUAAUAACUUUAAUCAUACAUAGAUAUCUUAAGUUGAUGAUGCAAUUAAAUUGUUUCUCAUAAGAGUGUGAAGUUAAAAUAAUAUUACACAACUCUGACAAAAGUGAUCCUCCCACAUUACACAUGAACUAUAAUCAUACGAAUUGUUUUCCAUUAUUUGUAGCGUUCAAAAGAAAAAUGACGUAUUCAAUCAAAUGAUUAUUUUUAUUUUUAUCAGUGCUAUGAUUGCACGAUGUAUAUAAUCUAACUGCAUUUUACACUUAUUCGACAGGUGCGGAUAACCAGACAUUAUUGACACAUACACACUUGGAUAGGAAGUUGCACAACUCACAAGCUUACUAUUAAUAUACAUAUUUAUAUCAGUUCAGGGUCAUUUUCUUGAUAGUAGCUUGAUAACAUAAGCUCUUACCAUCCAACCAUAGGUAAAUUAACUAGCUAUAUAUUAAAAAUGGUAACAUUUUGAUUUCGUUCACACACUUAGAGAUAUUUACCGCGUUUACAGUUUCCAUCGAACUGGUAAAAGAAGGGGAAUAGCAACUAUGAGAAUUACGUAGCUUGUACAGGUGAACCAGGGAUCAUCAAAUAUUUCUUUAUCUUAUAGUCGAUAUCACAAACUGGUUUCAGUUAAACAACAUUAAAAACAAAGGAGAUUACUGGACAUCUGUUUCGUCCUAAUGUGGGACUUUUCGGGAGUGUCCAUUCACGACCUCACUACUAGCUAUCCAGUGCUUCCUGAUUUUCAGUGAUUGUCUGACUAAGACCUGUCUAUGAUAUUAACUAUGAGGUUGCCAAAGUGAUCUUUAUAAACCCUUGUAAUAUUUUUGUUAUUCAUCUGUCUUUGUGGUCUUGGUACUAAAAUGUAUCAAUUGCUUAGCUUAUCCAAACUAAAGUUAUAGUAGUGUUAAUAGACAUUUAAUGAACAUAGAUACUGGUACAACUGAUCACCAAAAUAAAUAUACACCAUACAAAUGGGGAAAUGAAAUUUUAAGGAGAAAAAUUGCGUGAAUGAAAAUAUCUAGUGGAGAACAGUAUAUAUGGGGAGAUACUGUUAAGUUUUAAGAUACAAACAGGAAGACUCAUUGAAGAUUGCAAAAGAACUAUAGCAUGCUCUCUUCUGGUUUCUAUUCUGAGCUAUGUUUGAUAAUGUCUCAAGACAUUGAGUUUCACAAUCCCUGUGGUCCCAACCAGAGAGUCGUAAUGGAUCAACACUGACCAGUCCAAUACAGCUUUAUUUCACUCUAUGGCAUUAUGUCGUAAACUGAACACCUCCGCUUUUUCCAUUCUGUCUCAGUGUCAGCAAACAAUCAAUGAAGUGAAAGGAGAUAGGGUAGUAUUCGUAAUACCUGUCCUGGUCGAAACAACUGGUGCUUUUAGAUAGUGCUAUUAAUUGAGUUGUCUUCAAUGUAUCCGACCACACAUUUGCUACAACUCAAUCGGUAUCUUGAAAAAAUGGAUUCAGUGACUUGGAUAUUUGUUCGUAAUAUCUUAUGUUUCUGAAGAAAAUAUCGAUAGUGUAGUUUAUGUUUGUUCAUUCGAAAAAUUGACAAAUGUAUAAACUUUCUUCGUCCUGAUAUCACAUUCUACUUUUAAUAGGAAAUACAUUUUACAUCAAAACUAUAUUCUUGUAUUGUAUAAAUAUUUUUUUGCUUAUUUACAUGAUUGAUAAUAAACAGUCACGCUCUGAAUGUAUUUCCUAAUACCAAAGUCUAAAAUGAAUCUCUAGUUUUAUCAUAGACAUGUACAUAUAGUUGCAAUAUAUUCGAGCUUUUUUUAAGCUCUCAGGUUUAUUUUUACUAAGAGUAGUUUCUUUUUACUACUAAUCUUUUUCACCUAUAUUAUUGUAGACAUGUCACCUGCAGAGUGCCUUCCAACCAACGUUACCAUGACUGCUACUCAUGGUGACGUUUCGCAGCUGCCAUUAGAUAUCUCCUUGGGAUUAGAAAAUUCAUCUGCAGUCAAUACGUCAGCUACAUGUGACGAUGUUGGUCCUCCCCCAAGACCAUCUCAUCGUAGAUUAACCUCUUUAUCGUCUAUAACAGGUGAAAAAAGUCCUUUUUGGUCGAAUCUAGUCACCAAAACGUCAGAUAACAAUAAUAUCAGUACAAAUAACUCAACAGAUAAUGUAUCAAAUCCGCCUAUUCUACCUCCUCGUAUUCAUCAUCAUGGUGGCGAAGUAAAUUCAUCACGAUUAUUUAAAAAUAAUAGUCCAAUAAUUCAAGACAAUAAUAAUACUUCAAAAGAAGAUAGUUUAUGUAUAAAUGCUGGAUUAACAAAUGUAUCUCAUAUUUUAUCACAUAAUUUAACAAACAUAAAUCGUUCUUUAUCAUCUCCAUCACCACCUCCAUUACCUCCGAAAAAAUCAACCACUCCAAAUAUCUAA
Molecule: messenger RNA, 8881 nt
Organism: Schistosoma haematobium
Lineage: Eukaryota; Metazoa; Platyhelminthes; Trematoda; Strigeidida; Schistosomatidae
Exons: 20
Coding region: 785-5812 (1675 amino acids)
Biological process (GO): Ras protein signal transduction; positive regulation of GTPase activity
Cellular component (GO): plasma membrane
Molecular function (GO): guanyl-nucleotide exchange factor activity; protein heterodimerization activity
Source: RefSeq, a predicted model, not a curated record